Messenger RNA from Opisthorchis viverrini, 989 nucleotides. RefSeq lists its product as hypothetical. The coding region runs from base 1 to 936 and encodes 311 amino acids. Lineage: Eukaryota; Metazoa; Platyhelminthes; Trematoda; Opisthorchiida; Opisthorchiidae. The record is from RefSeq and is a predicted model, not a curated record. The transcript is spliced from 6 exons.
AUGACCGGUGGAAGUUUCUUUCAGCGCGUUGCCGCUCGAUUAAUUUUUUCUCUUCUUCUUUUGUCACUACUUUUCUAUUUAUUUUUCCGCCGACUACGGCUAUGGCUGAACGGUAUCCACAACGGACCAAAUGCUUACUUUAAUCGGAUAUUUUCGUUAUCGGAAAGACCACUGCAGCGGAUAGUAAACAAUUGUUUGAUCACAAACUUCGUUCCGUCUAAAGGGACGAUUUCUGGGUGUCCAUUCACUGUAGAGAGUUCUUGUCUGUCGGAGGGUACCUGCUAUGUUCUAACUGAUGUCCCAACAAGGUCUCUUCAUCAGGCUCUUAUAGGUGAUCGAAAGAAGUUGCAAGACUUUCUUUCGACAGGUGCCAUCAGAUGCUUUCCUCUUCAGUAUGGGAGUGGAAGUUUUACGGUCGACUUGACGGACAACUUCCAACAAACUCAGGGGAAAUGUCCUCAAAGAGGUCGUUAUUCCUCCGUGAUCGCCAUGGUAUCCAACGCAAAACCGGAAGAUGAACAAGUCGUCAUAUCAUGUUAUGUCAUUCACGUUCGCCUGUCUGAAGAGGAGCGCUUCGACACAAGUAUUCUGUACACAUUUUGGAAAACUAAUUGGGACCGUUUGUUGACUCCACAGUUGCUUUAUGCCGCAAGAAACGACUCGGCUGACCAGAGCUCUGCGCAUUUGGCACCACCGACCGUCACAUCUGAAAACCACGAACCACAUUGCUUCAUCUGUCUGUCGUCUUCAAUUAGCGAAGGACUCCGUGUUUUACUACCGUGCCGCCAUGCUGGACUCUGCAAUGAAUGCUUUCAAACCUAUUGUCAAAAGACAGCUUGGUCACGGGAUGCGAUUUUGCACGGGAUCCUAUGCUGUCCUUUAUGUCGCAGUCCAGUUUAUUCGGUGCUUCGCUUGCCUCCGGUUUCGAGCGAAUAAUAAUGUGAUAUUUCAGACUUUCUAAUAAUCAUCCGUAUACGGUAAUCUCCCAU